Molecule: messenger RNA, 2232 nt
Organism: Neogale vison (American mink)
Lineage: Eukaryota; Metazoa; Chordata; Mammalia; Carnivora; Mustelidae
Product: zinc finger protein 397-like
Exons: 4
Coding region: 154-1620 (488 amino acids)
Biological process (GO): regulation of transcription by RNA polymerase II
Molecular function (GO): DNA-binding transcription factor activity, RNA polymerase II-specific; RNA polymerase II cis-regulatory region sequence-specific DNA binding
Source: RefSeq, a predicted model, not a curated record
GCUUUUCUCUUGUUAAUCUUAGGUCAAUUUAGUUAUUAGACCAGCCAAAGAACCUAGAAGGGAAGAAGAGAAAAUUUCCUGCCCUUAGCUGUACAAGGAGUGUGCCCUGAAAGAUAACACUUGUUCUUGUCCUCUCUGACCAUUGGAGUUGGAAUGGCUGCAGUGUUCCUUCCACGGGCUCCUGAAGAGCCAGAGGGGCUCUUCAAAGUAAACAAAAAAGAAGGUCCUGCCGAAGUUCAGGGAUCUGGCCCACAGGGCAGCAGCCCAAAUAGCCAGGAGUUAUUCCGCCAGCGCUUCCGACAGUUCUGCUAUAAGGAGACUCCUGGACCCCGUGAGGCCUUGAGCCAACUCUGGGUGUUCUGCUGUGAGUGGUUAAGGCCUGAGAUACACAGCAAGGAGCAGAUGCUGGAGCUGCUGGUGCUGGAGCAGUUCCUCACCAUCUUGCCCGAGGAGCUCCAGGCCUGGGUCCAAGAGCAUCACCCGGAGAGCGGGGAGGAGGCCGUGGCUAUGCUGGAAGAUCUGGAGAAGGAAUUGGAUGAACCAGGCCAACAGGUUUCAACCCAGACCUGUGCACAGGAACUGCUUUCUGGGACAUCAGCACCUCUGGAUCCAGCUAAGGAAGCAACAUAUCUUCAGCCUCAACCCAUGGAGAUCCAGGACCCUCAACACCAACAGGACUGUGAUGAUGUGAUCGGAAUUGAGAAAGAAGAACUGAUUCAAAAGCAGAAGUUUACUAUAGAUAUGGAGUCUCCCAAAAAGUCUUCUGGCCAAAUGAAUGGAAAAGUCCCUGAAUGUGGAGAAACCCAAGAACAUGAAGGAGGGACAAAAAGAUAUCAGAGAAACACUUCAGCUGAGAGAAGAUGUAAGUGUGAUGAAUGUGGGAGAAGAUUCACUCAAAACUCAAGCCUCAUUAGACAUAAAAGAAUCCACCCUGGAGAAAGACCCUAUUCAUGUAACGUGUGUGACAAAACUUUCAUUCAGAGCGCACAGCUUAUUGACCAUCAGAGACUACAUAACCGGUUAAAACCCUAUCGGUGUGAUGAGUGUGGAAAAGCCUUUUAUUACAGUUCACAGCUUGUUCAGCAUCAGAGGACCCACACUGGAGAAAAACCGUUCCAAUGCAAUGAGUGUGGGAAAGCUUUUCACUACAGCUCAGGCCUUGUCCGACACCAAAGGACCCACACAGGAGAGAAGCCGUACCAGUGUGGCGACUGUGGGAAGGCUUUCUGUCUGAGCUCACAUCUGAUUCAGCAUCAGAGAGUCCAUACCGGAGAGAAGCCGUACCAGUGCAGUGAGUGUGGGAAAAGCUUCAGCCAAAGCUCGGGCCUCUUCCAUCACCAGAGAAUCCACAGUGGGGAGAAACCCUACGAGUGUGACAAGUGUGGGAAGGCCUUCAGUCACAGCUCGGCUCUGGUGGGACACCUGCGCAUCCACAGCGGAGAGAGGCCUUAUGAGUGCGACGUGUGCAGGAAAGCUUUCAGUUACAGCUCACAUCUUCUGGGACACCGAAGAAUCCACACUGGAGAGAAGCCCUAUGAGUGUGAUGUUUGCGGGAAAGCUUUCCGGCGGAGCUCACACCUCAUUGUACAUCAGCGAGUCCACGCUGGAGAGAAGCCCUAGUAAUUGUUGGUACUGACCAGCAAUUCCGCAGAAGGCCAGAAAGGCACAGCCAGCAGAGGACACCACCGUGACAGUGGCGUGGGGAAUUCUGUGAUCACCACUGCACUUUUCACGGUCAUUAGAAAAGACUUUUAGAGGCUGAGCAGGUUAUCACCUCUCAGCUUAUCAAACAAGCACAUCCUCCCACAUCUUAAACAUCCUUCUCUGAAGCAGCGGCUCGGGAAGCCUCAGUGAUCCACGAGAUAUGUACUCCGCAGUCGCAGAGAUGGCAGCGGUCUUGGAGACGGAGUGUUCCUCUCCCUUCCCUUCUUCCCCCUAUUUUGUUGGGAAUUAGAGUAAUGAUCUUGCAUGAGGUGUGAAUUUAGAGUUAACAUCUCAUCUGCAUUUUAAAAAUCCUGAAUUUUAGAUCAGCUUGAUAAAAAGCAGCUUAUCAAUUAUCUACACUGAAAACAUUGUGCACACAAAACCCACUCUGUAAUCUGGGAUGAACGACUCAUGUAGAUGGGAAAGUUCGGUGGGGCAAGAGGAUGGACGACGUACGUUCCAGUGUGACCUUUCACAUCUUCCACCAGAGGUGCCAAACAGGCCAGUGGGCUAUAUUGGGGAAAAAUA